GAGGGCGGGGCCGGGCGCGGAGCAGGAGCAGAGCGCGGCUGCAGAGUGAGCAGCAAGCAGCGGGGAGACACAGCCCUUCGCCCCAGCCAGCCUCCGCGUGUGUUCCCUCUGUCGGGAGAGCGCCAAUGCCUGGGCCGACCCAAACCUUGUCCCCAAAUGGCGAGAACAACAACGACAUCAUCCAGGAUAACGGGACCAUCAUUCCUUUCCGGAAGCAUACAGUGCGCGGGGAGCGGUCCUACAGUUGGGGAAUGGCGGUCAACGUGUAUUCUACCUCGAUAACCCAGGAGACUAUGAGCAGGCAUGACAUCAUUGCAUGGGUUAACGACAUCGUCUCUCUAAACUACACAAAGGUGGAGCAGCUCUGUUCAGGAGCCGCCUAUUGCCAGUUCAUGGACAUGCUCUUCCCAGGCUGUAUCAGUUUGAAGAAAGUAAAAUUCCAAGCAAAGUUGGAGCAUGAGUAUAUCCACAAUUUUAAACUUCUGCAGGCAUCGUUUAAGCGGAUGAAUGUUGAUAAGGUAAUUCCAGUGGAGAAGCUGGUGAAAGGGCGUUUCCAAGACAACCUGGAUUUUAUUCAGUGGUUUAAGAAAUUCUACGAUGCUAACUAUGAUGGGAAGGAGUAUGAUCCUGUCGAGGCGCGACAAGGGCAAGAUGCAAUUCCUCCCCCUGACCCUGGUGAACAGAUCUUCAACCUGCCCAAGAAGUCUCACCACGCCAACUCCCCCACAGCAGGUGCGGCUAAAUCGAGCCCCGCAGCUAAGCCGGGAUCCACACCUUCUCGCCCCUCGUCUGCCAAAAGGGCUUCAUCCAGUGGCUCCGCAUCCAGAUCUGACAAAGAUUUAGAAACACAGGUCAUACAGCUCAACGAGCAGGUACAUUCGUUGAAACUUGCCCUAGAAGGUGUGGAAAAGGAGAGAGACUUCUACUUCGGGAAGCUGAGAGAGAUCGAAGUGCUGUGCCAGGAACAUGGGCAGGAAAAUGAUGACCUUGUGCAGCGACUAAUGGAAGUACUCUAUGCUUCAGACGAGCAGGAGGGCCAAACAGAAGAGCCAGAAGCCGAGGAGCAAGCCCAUGACCAGCAGCCCCAGCAGCAAGAAGAGUACUGAACCGCCUCAGCAGCUCUUGACACUUCCAUCGUGUGUAGGGACUUUUCUUCUGGAGAAUUGGAACGUGUGUGGCCUGGAGCUCAGUAGAAACCAGCUGUUCCCAACCUGCCGUUACUAUCCAUCCGCCGCGAUGUCGCAUCGCCAACCAUUGCACUUGGUCUCCAUUUCCUUUGCCAAGAUGCGUUAGCAGAUGGCUGUUCUUUCUGGUCAUCUACCUGCGAGGUCAUAGGGUCACAUACCUUCAACUUCACCACUCGGCUGCUUGAAAUUGGUUCUACUCUUUCCCUUGUUUCUUUCCAGAACAGCUCUUUCCCACCCCAACACCACCACCACCACCACCAUCACCACCGCUACCACCACCACCCCUUUUUAUCCUGGUGUGAAACAAUGGUAAUUUGAUAUAUGGUAUUUAUAUUGGCAUUUCUCAACCCAGUGUCACUAGAUGUCACACGCAUUUGUGGUGCUUUGAUGUUUGCGAGUCUAACCUCCUAUCAUAAAUUUGGUCAGAUUAAGUAAUUGGAACAAAGGGAAACAGAUCCUUGAUAUGAAAGCCAUAAGACAGUAGCUUGUGUCGUGGGAAGAACGCAGUUUCUCCCUCUACUCAUAACACUAAGGGGAAAAGAAUGGAUUUCAGAACUAGGACUUCAGGGCCCAGCAGUGUUGAUAGAGCAGCCUAUCAGACAACCACACAGACGACAUUCACUCCCAGACAACACCAUCUCAGCUUCGCCUCGGCUCCGUGUGCCCCUGCCCGCCCGCCCGCCCCACUUCCCAGCUUCCCGUGUUGUUUUCUUUUCUCAGGGUCCUCUUUGGUGGGGGUCCAUUCCCCGCAAGAUGUUGUCAUUGGCAGUCUGCAGUUGCAAAGGCGGGGGCGGGGGGGGGGGGGAGUCUCAGAAGGCACAAGCCUUCCCGCCUCAUUCCUCUCCCCCUUUGUGAGGGCUUCAACCCAGGCCCCGCAAUUCCCAUGAGUUAGGGGAUCUGUGUAACUCGAGGGUGUACCCAGCAUGCCAGCCUUCCGCACCGUGUUGGGACUGGCUGCAAAGGUGGAAAUGAAGACUUGAUUAGAAGCAUGGUUUCAGUGACUCCCACUACCUUCCGGAGUAAGGACCCUCCCCGUCUCUGCAACACAGGGGCCCUUGUCAUUGACAUUUGCUCGACCGUGGCAAUUCAUAAAUAAAUAGGAGACAUUAGUGAA
Molecule: messenger RNA, 2301 nt
Organism: Alexandromys fortis (reed vole)
Lineage: Eukaryota; Metazoa; Chordata; Mammalia; Rodentia; Cricetidae
Gene: Mapre2
Product: microtubule associated protein RP/EB family member 2
Exons: 7
Coding region: 126-1106 (326 amino acids)
Biological process (GO): protein localization to microtubule; regulation of microtubule polymerization or depolymerization; spindle assembly
Cellular component (GO): spindle midzone; cytoplasmic microtubule; microtubule plus-end
Molecular function (GO): microtubule plus-end binding
Source: RefSeq, a predicted model, not a curated record